Humulus lupulus (European hop) is the source of this 2837-nucleotide messenger RNA. Its product is annotated as pre-mRNA-splicing factor ATP-dependent RNA helicase DEAH10. Gene Ontology annotation, cellular component: intracellular anatomical structure; nucleolus. The coding region runs from base 203 to 2344 and encodes 713 amino acids. The record is from RefSeq and is a predicted model, not a curated record. Gene Ontology annotation, biological process: positive regulation of transcription by RNA polymerase I. Lineage: Eukaryota; Viridiplantae; Streptophyta; Magnoliopsida; Rosales; Cannabaceae. Gene Ontology annotation, molecular function: ATP binding; RNA binding. The transcript has 12 exons.
UUCAGAAAAUUGUUACCUCUGCUGAUAUAGACCCAAAAUAAAACCCUGAAACGCAAACCAUGACUUCAUUCAUUCUCGUCGUCUUACCAAACUCACUCCUCUGACAUCCCUUCUGAAAAGCUCCAUUUUGAUUAACAGGAUGAUAAACUGUUCACUAUUCUGAGUUUUGCUCUUUUUUUGCCUCGUAGUUGAGCUUCCUCAAAUGGCUCCAGGGAACCUUAACAACACCACACCAAAUGGCAACUCUGCUAAUGACAAUCGAAAAGUCGAUACCUUUGCUAGGAGACAAAAAUUGUUGCAGCAUAGAAAGUCUCUUCCUAUUGCUAUUGUCGAGCGACGACUCAUAGAUGAGGUUCGGAAGAAUGAUAUUUUGAUCAUUGUUGGUGAAACUGGAAGUGGAAAAACAACCCAAAUACCUCAGUUUCUGUUCAAUGCUGGAUUUUGUAAAGAAGGGAAAUCUAUUGGGAUAACUCAACCUAGGCGUGUUGCUGCUGUUACCGUUGCGAAAAGGGUUGCCGAGGAAUGUGGUGUGGAGUUGGGUCAAAGGGUUGGAUACUCAAUUAGAUUUGAGGAUGUGACUUCUAGUUCAACAAGGAUCAAGUACAUGACUGAUGGGUUACUGUUGAGGGAAGCAUUGUUGGAUCCAUAUCUCAGUAGAUAUUCAGUUAUAAUUGUUGAUGAAGCUCAUGAGAGAACUGUCCAGAGUGAUGUGUUACUAGGACUUCUAAAAAAUGUUCAAAUUGCACGGUCAAAAUCAAAUGGCCAUCUAAAUACUGAAACAAAUAAGCCAAAGAAUGGCACGAUGUUGGAGAAAGAAAAUGAUGUUCAGUCUUCAAUUUUUCUCAAGCAUGACCAAGGAAAGAAAUUCCCUCCGCUGAAGUUGAUUGUCAUGUCUGCCAGUUUGGAUGCACGUGUCUUCUCUGAUUACUUUGGUGGUGCAAAAGCUGUUCAUGUCCACGGGCGACAGUUUCCGGUGGAGAUAUUAUAUACAUUUCAUCCAGAACCAGAUUAUUUAGAUGCCACCUUAAUUACUGUGUUCCAGAUUCAUCUGGAGGAGGCCCUUGGUGAUAUACUUGUAUUUUUGACUGGGCAAGAAGAGAUUGAAUCCGUUGAAAUACUUAUCAAAGAGCGAGUUCUACAGUUACCUGAAAACAAUAAAAAACUAGUAACUGUUCCAAUAUUUUCAUCUCUUCCAUCAGAACAGCAGAUGCGAGUUUUCGCACCAACUCCAGCUGGGUAUCGUAAGGUGAUACUGGCUACAAAUAUUGCUGAGACAUCCGUAACUAUUCCUGGAAUUAAGUAUGUUAUAGAUCCAGGAUUGGUGAAAGCACGCUCGUAUGAUCCAAAGCAAGGAUUGGAAUCUUUGACUGUUGUACCGAUUUCAAAGGCACAGGCUCUUCAAAGGAGUGGACGUGCUGGGCGAGAAGGGGCUGGAAAGUGUUUCCGUCUUUACCCAGAGAGUGAAUUUGAGAAACUUGAGAACUCAACAAAGCCAGAGAUCAAGAGAUGCAACCUUGCUAAUGUCAUUUUGCAACUCAAGGCUCUGGGUGUGGAUGAUAUCAUCGGGUUCGACUUUAUAGAAAAACCUUCAAGGUCAGCUAUUGUCAAAUCAUUGGAGCAGUUGUUCUUGCUAGGUGCUUUAACAGAUGAAUGUAAACUCUCAGAUCCAGUUGGUCGUCAAAUGUCAAAACUUCCUUUAGAUCCUGUUUAUUCAAAAGCUCUUAUCAUAGCCAGUGAGUUCAAGUGCUUGCAAGAAAUGUUGAUAACCGUUGCAAUGCUUUCGGUGGAAUCUAUAUUUUACGCUCCCCGUGAUAAGUUAGAUGAGGCAAGAGCUGCAAUGAAAUGCUUUUCAAGCCCUGAGGGAGAUCACCUCACUUUGAUUAAUGUAUUUGGAGCAGCUAACGAGUUUCUGGAGAAGAAGAACUUGACCUGUGGUAAAGAGAAAGCUGACAAGAUCCUAAGAAAAUGGUGCAAGGAAAACUUUAUCAAUAGUCGCUCCCUAAGACAUGCUCGUGAUAUUCACAACCAAAUACGAGAACAUGUUCAGCAAAUGGGUCUUCAUAUUGUCUCUUGUGGAGAUGACGUACUAAACUUCCGCAGAUGUCUUGCUGCUUCAUUUUUUCUCAAUGCAGCUCUAAAGCAACCUGAGGGAACAUAUAGGGCUUUGGCAAGUGGUCAGAUGGUGCAGAUCCACCCUUCAUCUGUGUUAUUCCAGAAAAAACCGGAAUGCUUAAUUUACAACGAACUAAUCCAAACUAACCACAAGUAUAUCCACAAAAUAACCAGAAUUGACUACUUGUGGUUAACUGAACUGGCUCCCCAAUUUUAUUCCAUGCAGAGUUGAGCUUCUGUAACAUUAAUACCAACAGGUAAAAUCUUAUGGUGAACCUUAAUCCAUGGAACCUCACUUGGGACUGGGCAUGUGUUCAUGUUAUAUUCCAGUCAUUUGAUAGUGAUCAUGUGUUCAUAUUAUAUUCCAGUCAUUUGGCUACUCGUGCAGGACUGGGCACAAUGGGAUUGUGAAAAGCUUCUCAAUCCUGUCCAAACAAAUAUAGGCCAUCAUAUACAACACACUGUUUUCUUUCAGACGCAUUGCCUUGUGGUGACAUUGCAACGAAACAAGUUUGGUUUUUACAGUUUGGUGUCAAAUUCGUUCAUAUCCUUGCUCCAUCUGCUUUCAUAAGUUGAGUUGAGAAUUAUACAUGUUUAUUAUUAUUAUUUAGGUGGUUUAAAGAGUGCCUCCUUUCCCUGAAGGUGGGUUUUGUAGAAAUCAGAAAGAGCAACCCUUUGUAUUUUAACUGUUGUGCACAAUAGAUUAGUAGUAUCCAAUUCAAGAA